AUGUCUCAUGAAGACAAGGAGGCGUGGAACAAAGCAAUGCAAGAAGAGAUGAAGUCUUUGCAAGAGAAUCACACCUAUGAUUUGAUGAAACUACCCAAAGGAAAAAUAUCACUUAAGAACAAGUGGGUCUACAAGUUAAAGACGGAGGAAACUAGUUCAAAGCCUCGGUUUAGGGCGCGACUAGUUGUGAAGGGUUUCAACCAAAAGAAAGGUGUUGACUUUGAAGAAAUUUUCUCUCCCGUGGUGAAGAUGUCCUCUAUCCGAGUUGUGCUUGGGUUGGCUGCAAGUUUGGACUUGGAAGUUGAACAACUCGAUGUGAAGAUGGCGUUUCUUCAUGGUGACUUAGAGGAAGAAAUUUACAUGGAUCAACCGGAAGGGUUUGAGGUUAAAGGCAAAGAAGAUCUUGUACGCAGAUUGAGAAAGAGCUUAUAUGGGUUGAAGCAAGCACCAAGGCAAUGGUACAAGAAAUUUGACUCAUUCAUGGUGAAAAAUGGGUAUGCAAGAACUACCUCCGAUCAUUGUGUGUUUGUGAAAUACUUUGCUGAAAAUGAUUUCAUCAUUCUCUUGCUUUACGUGGAUGACAUGUUGAUCGUGGGUCGGAAUGUUGGAGAGAUUGAUAGAUUGAAAAAGGAUUUGAGUAAAUCCUUUGCCAUGAGAAUCUCUAGGGAUCGAACGAAUGGAAAAUUUUGGUUGUCUCAAGAAAGGUAUAUUGAAAGAUUUCUUGAGCGGAUUAACAUGAGCAAGGCUAAGGCGGUUAGUACUCCACUUGGAGGACAUUUCAAGUUGUGUGUGAAGCAUUGUCCUACAAGUGAUGAAGAGAAAGAAGCAAUGAAGAAUGUGCCUUAUGCAUCAGUUGUUGGAAGCUUGAUGUAUGCCAUGGUUUGCACAAGGCCGGAUAUUGCUCAUGUCGUUGGGAUUGUUAGUCGGUUUCUUUCCAAUCCGGGGAAAGAACAUUGGAGAGUAGUGAAGUGGAUUCUUCGCUACUUGAGAGGUACUUCUAGAGUGUGUCUAUGCUUUGGUAAUGACAAGACCAUACUUGAUGGAUAUGCCGAUGCUAACAUGGCAGGUGAUGUGGACUCUAGAAAGUCGAAUUCUGGAUACGGGUUAAUUACAAGUUUGGUCACUUAG
Linum trigynum is the source of this 1128-nucleotide messenger RNA. NCBI's taxonomy places the organism in Eukaryota, Viridiplantae, Streptophyta, Magnoliopsida, Malpighiales, Linaceae. The record is from the annotation of a GenBank genome assembly.